AUGCCUUCAUGGUGGGGAAAGUCUUCGUCCAAAAAAGGGAACAGGAAAGAAAACAGGGAAAGUAUUAUUGAGACAAUACAGCGGAAAUUGAAAAGCACUUCUGGAGAGAAGCGCAAUGAUAAAUCAAGAGGGUCUAGGAGACAUCAUAAUGAGAUUAUUUCAGAAAAGGGAUCUAGAUCCCUUGAGCCUUCAAGAUCAUCAUCACCCUCUACACACGUCUCCCGGUGUCAAAGUUUUGCACAAAGGCCUCGUGCGCAGCCACUUCCACUCCCAGGAUUGCACCUUCCUUCUACCAAUCAUGCAAAUUCUGGAAUUAGUGUAACAUCAAAACUGGAAAGCAAUGGAGGCUCAAAACCAUCACUAUAUUUUCCCCUACCAAAACCUGGUUAUGUCUCUAACAGGGAAGAACCUGCAGAUGCUGAGGGAGAUAUAGCCACUGCAUCUGUUUCUAGUGGAAGCUCUACUGAUAGUGAUGACCAAUCUGACUCACAUUUCCUUAGUCCUGUGGCAUCUGACUGUGAAAAUGGAAACAGAACCACCAUUCACGGUACCUUCAGUGUGGCGCACAAUGAUCAGUCACCUAUUACUCUCCAAAAAAACUCAAGAGCGUCCUCAAAACCUGCUCCUCAAUUGUGCAAUCACCAGCUUAUAUCUAACUCACCUAAAAUGGCUCCUUUACAUCUGCCAAAUCUGCAAAUAGCUUGUUCAGGUGGUUUAUGGAGUGCUCCAGAUAGUUCAAUGUCAAGUCCUUCUAGAAGUCCAGUGAGAACAUUUGGUCUGGAGCAAGUUUUGAACUCUGGUUUAUGUACAGGAAAGCUUUAUUCAGAUAUAGCUUCUGGGCAUUGCUCUAGUCCGGGUUCGGGCUAUAAUUCUGGGCAUAAUUCAGUUGGCGGAGAUCUGUCGGGGCAGACAUUUUGGAUGCAGAGCAGGUGCAGCCCUGAGUGUUCUCCAAUACCUAGUCCUGGAAUGACAAGCCCCAGUCUCAGUUCCAGGAUACACAGUGGUGCUGUCACCCCUCUUCAUCCACGAGCUAGAGGUGCAGGAACACAAUUGUCCACAAGACGUCCUGAUGAUGCAAAACAACGGACUCACCGAUUACCACUUCCGCCGAUAACAAUCCCUAAUUCAUGUCCAUUUUCUCCAACCUAUUGUGCAACCACAUCUACUUCAGCACCGCGUAGUCCUGGCAUUUCAGAAAAUAUAACAAGCCCUGGUUCACGCUGGAAAAAGGGGCAACUGCUUGGAAGGGGGACAUUUGGGCAUGUAUAUCUAGGUUUUAACAGUGAAAGUGGUGAGAUGUGUGCAAUGAAGGAGGUAACCCUUUUUUCUGAUGAUGCUAAAUCAAGGGAAAGUGAACAACAACUUGGCCAAGAAAUUGCACUGCUAAGUCGCCUGCGGCAUCCAAAUAUAGUCCAAUAUUAUGGAUCUGAGACGGUAGAUGACAAACUUUAUAUAUACUUGGAGUAUGUCUCUGGUGGGUCAAUCUAUAAGUUGCUUCAACAAUAUGGCCAGCUUGGUGAAAUUGCUAUUCGUAAUUAUACUCGGCAAAUUUUGUUAGGUCUUGCAUAUUUACAUGCUAAAAACACUGUCCAUAGAGACAUUAAAGGAGCAAACAUACUGGUGGAUCCUAAUGGGAGGGUAAAAUUGGCAGAUUUUGGGAUGGCAAAGCAUAUAAGCGGGCAGUCCUGUCCAUUAUCUUUCAAAGGAAGUCCUUACUGGAUGGCACCUGAGGUUAUAAAAAAUUCAAAUGGUUGUAAUCUUGCUGUUGAUAUAUGGAGCCUUGGCUGCACUGUUUUGGAGAUGGCUACGACAAAACCACCUUGGAGCCAAUAUGAAGGGGUUGCUGCUUUGUUUAAGAUUGGGAACAGCAAGGAACUUCCUGCAAUCCCAGAUCGUCUAUCAGAAGAUGGAAAAGAUUUUGUCAGGCUUUGCUUGCAAAGGAAUCCACUAUGUCGUCCCUCAGCUGCUCAACUUCUGAUGCAUCCAUUUGUUAAAAAAGCCACACCAGAAAGGUCCGUUCUGUCUGCUGAUCCUUCAGAAGCAACACCUGCUAUUACAAAUGCAGUGAGAUCUCUGGCCAUCGGACCGGCAAAACAUAAUUUAUACAUUGAUUCAGAAGUGGCUGGUAUCUAUCUGUCUAGAAGCUUGAGAACUGGUUCAGGUUUAAGUGAUACCCAUAUACCAAGGAACGUGUCACGUCCUGUGUCUCCUACUAGGAGCUCCCUUUUGCAUUCUAGAUCACUGCAUAUGAGUGGAAGGAUGUCUCCCUCUCCAAUAUCAAGUCCUCAUACUGCAUCUGGCUCAUCUACACCCCUCACCGGUGGUUGUGGUGCAAUCCCAUUUCAUCAAACAAAACAGCCAACAUUCUCGUUUGAAGGUGUCGGUGUGAGCCAAAGGACUCAAAAUGGUCUUUAUUCACAUGGAAACACUGCUUAUCAGGAGAGAAAAAAUGAACCAUUUUGGGGGAUUCUGCAAACCGCUUAUGCUUGCCCGGAUAUAGUUUCAUCUAAUAAUGAUGCUCUUGGAAACCAUAAUAGGAGGGCUGUCCAGGGAGUUCCAAGAGAAUUUUAUGAUGGGAAGUCAUAUUUAACUGAUUGUGUGUCACUACAGCUGUUAAGUGAUCAUGUAAGGUUAAAUUCAUCCCUAAAUCUUAAUCCUAAUGCUCCAUUGCUUUGUGCCACAUAGCUGUUAAUGGCUUAUGAUCAGGAUGUUGAUUACCCUUCAAAAUCUUUAUGAGGAUGGCAUGCUCAUGGAGUGCAGUAAUUUAGGUACUCGUUGAAUGACUUUGAAGUGUCAAACUAAUUUUGGAUACCAUCCACAAAUAUGGUGCAAAAUUCUGACUUCCAGAGUGGAUACCAUAGGAUAUGCAACGUUAGCCUCGGUCUUACUGAGCAUUUUUUUUAGCACUUUUAGGUAAAUGUACAUUACCAUCUUCGGUGCUGCCUCUGUUUUAUACUUGUAUGUGAUCAUCCCAGCUGAAAAAUGGUGGUGAUGCCAAAAGCAUUACUGUCAAAACAUAAAUGUCUGUUGUACAGAUGGUUAGGAACUAAAUUA
Gastrolobium bilobum is the source of this 3054-nucleotide messenger RNA. RefSeq names its product mitogen-activated protein kinase kinase kinase YODA-like. Gene Ontology annotation, molecular function: ATP binding; protein kinase activity. NCBI's taxonomy places the organism in Eukaryota, Viridiplantae, Streptophyta, Magnoliopsida, Fabales, Fabaceae. The record is from RefSeq and is a predicted model, not a curated record. Gene Ontology annotation, biological process: protein phosphorylation.